AUGGCGGGAUCUCCGUCAUCAUCGUCCUCCUCCUCCUCUUCCUCGUCGGCGAACCCAUCGUCAUCUUCAGGUCUUCCCCCGCCUCCGAAGAUCCUCCUUGCAAAACCCUCGUCGGUCCCCGCGGUCGCCCAGGACUCUUCCUCCGUCGGAGCUCCUCCGCCCUCCUCCGUCCCCGGCGGCUUCUUACUUCGGUCCUCUCACAACGUUCCUCAACCAGGAUCCCUAAAUCUCUUCUCGGAUACUUGGGAGUUCCACACUGAGAGAAUCCUACCGUUUUUGACAGACAACACUGAUUUCAAUGUUGUUGGGAUUAUUGGGCCAACCGGAGUGGGCAAGUCGACUAUUUUGAAUGAGCUUUAUGGAUUUGAUGGAAGCUCUCCUGGAAUGCUUCCGCCUUUUGCAACACAGUCUGAAGAAACCAUAGCCAUGGCAAAACAUUGUACUGCUGGGGUUGAGCUGAGGGUUUCUUCUGAAAGGCUAAUCCUCCUUGAUGCUCAGAAACUCGAUACUAUAAUUGAUCAGUUAAUGUAA
Asparagus officinalis (garden asparagus) is the source of this 531-nucleotide messenger RNA. RefSeq names its product protein SMG9-like. The record is from RefSeq and is a predicted model, not a curated record. NCBI's taxonomy places the organism in Eukaryota, Viridiplantae, Streptophyta, Magnoliopsida, Asparagales, Asparagaceae. Gene Ontology annotation, biological process: nuclear-transcribed mRNA catabolic process, nonsense-mediated decay. The transcript is spliced from 4 exons. The coding region runs from base 1 to 531 and encodes 176 amino acids.